Suncus etruscus (white-toothed pygmy shrew) is the source of this 971-nucleotide messenger RNA. RefSeq names its product activating transcription factor 5 (gene ATF5). Lineage: Eukaryota; Metazoa; Chordata; Mammalia; Eulipotyphla; Soricidae. The record is from RefSeq and is a predicted model, not a curated record. Gene Ontology annotation, biological process: regulation of transcription by RNA polymerase II. Gene Ontology annotation, molecular function: DNA-binding transcription activator activity, RNA polymerase II-specific; RNA polymerase II transcription regulatory region sequence-specific DNA binding. The transcript has 3 exons. Bases 141 to 971 code for a protein of 276 amino acids. Gene Ontology annotation, cellular component: nucleus.
GCCGCCGCCGCCUCCCGUCCGCGCAGCCAUGGAGUCCUCCAUUUUCGCCUUGCUGCCUGUCUACACCACACUGAGCCACCUGCCAAGCUUCCUCGAAGCUGCCUCUGCCACCAUCAGAGCCCGGCGUGUGCCCUGCAGCCAUGUCUCUCCUGGCGACCCUGGGGCUGGAGCUGGACAGGGCCCUGCUCCCAGCUAGCGGGCUGGGAUGGCUCGUAGACUAUGGGAAACUCCCCCUGGCCCCUGCCCCCCUGGCUCCCUAUGAAGUCCUGGGGGGAGCCCUGGAGGGCGGGCUUCCAGGGGGAGGAGAGCCCCUGGCAGGCGACGGCUUCUCGGAUUGGAUGACGGAGCGGGUCGACUUCACGGCUCUCCUCCCCCUGGAACCCCCCCUACCCCCAGGUACCCUCCCAGCCCCGUCCCCGACACCCCCAGACCUGGAAGCCAUGGCCUCACUGCUCAAGAAGGAGCUGGAACAGAUGGAGGAUUUCUUCCUUGAGGGGCCCCUGCUGCCCCCGUCCCCACCUCCCCCCGUGCCCCCCAUGCCCACCCUGCCCCUCCCACCCCCGCUGCCCACCUUCGAGCUGCCCCAGGCCCCGACCCUGGACACCCUGGACCUGCUGGCCCUGUACUGCCGCGGUGACAGCAGCCCCGGGGAGCCCACCCUGGCCCCCCUGCCCACUCCCCAGCAGGCCCCGCCGGCCCAGCCUAGCCGUCCGGCCCCCUACCCGCACCCCUCCAGUGCCCGUGGGGACCGCAAGCAGAAGAAGCGGGACCAGAACAAGUCGGCGGCGCUGCGGUACCGCCAGAGGAAGCGGGCCGAAGGCGAGGCCCUCGAGGGGCAGUGCCAGGGCCUGGAGGCCCGCAACCGGGAGCUGCGGGAGCGGGCAGAGUCGGUGGAACGGGAGAUUCAAUAUGUGAAAGAUCUGCUCAUCGAGGUGUACAAGGCGCGGAGCCAGAGGGGCCGCAGCACCUAG